This is a messenger RNA of Tripterygium wilfordii, 1503 nucleotides long. RefSeq lists its product as uncharacterized. Lineage: Eukaryota; Viridiplantae; Streptophyta; Magnoliopsida; Celastrales; Celastraceae. The transcript has 2 exons. The record is from RefSeq and is a predicted model, not a curated record. Bases 68 to 736 code for a protein of 222 amino acids.
AAUAAUUUUUUUACUUAAAGAGACAAUCCACGUUCCGACGACCCCAGGUUGUAACUUGUACGCUCGAAUGCUCGACCUUCACUUUAAACGAACACCUCCUCUCUGUCUAGUGUCUACACAAGAUCACCAAUUUCCGCCUCCCCCUCUCUGUUUCUCUCUCUCUGCAAGGUUGUCAGUCAGACAAGAUCGAACUCGCCAUAACAGUCACGAAACCUGGUAUCUCGUAAAAUCUAACCGCUGUUCAGAACAAGACAUUCUGCUUAUGGAGCCUCUAAAUCAAAGCAAUGAAACUGAAAGCCAUAAUGACGUAAUGAACCGCCGUCUUAAGAACCGAGAACGGCAACGCAGAUAUAGGGCUCGGAAGCGCCUUGAAGCAGAUUUGAAGAAAUCUCACAUGAUUAACAAAUCAACUACUCUUGAAGUAGGGCAGCAACUGAAUGGGAAUCUCAACAAUUGUAGGACUCGCGUUCAUUGUUUGCGAAAUUGGAAAAAAGAUGCAAGAAUGGCUCAUGCAUGUAAGAAUAAUGGAGACACACCGGAUGCUUCCGUUACUCCUGCUUUGACGUCAACAAUUAAUGGUUAUACACUCUCCUUGCCUUCUGAUACGAAGGAAGUGGUGCCACCAGAGAAUAAUAAUACUUCUGCAAAUUUACUUAGCCUGACUGGUGGAGAAGCGCAUAAACCAAUGCUUGUUCGAAGAGAUUGGAAAUCUGAAGCAAGAAAGAAGAAACAGUAAGGUGGUUAUUCGCGACUUGUAAUUAUGAUGGAGUUCUUGAGGAUACUGAUUGAUUGUGGAUAUAACCGUCUUUUUGAUGGUGAAAUCAUGAUGUGGCCAAACAAUAUGCAAAUGAGGUAAGUGAAUAUCUUAUUGAGAUAAGAAAAUCAUUUUUUUCCUUUUUCCUUGGUUUCUUUUUUUUUUUUUACGUAUGGCCUAAUGGUAGAGUUGUAGUGGUGCAACCUAGAGUUCACAAGUUCAAUUUUUGGAAACGGUCUCUCCACAUAUUAUGUGGGGUAAGAUCUGUGUAUGUACUGCUUGUUCAUGAUCCCGCUUACUACGAGAGUCUUGUGCACGAUAGUUGUUUACAUUUACUUUCAUAAAAUAACAUAUACCAACUUAUGUUGUUGCAGUAGCCGGUGGUGUCAUAGAUUAUCCUGUAUUGCUGUUACAGUUAAAUAACUACUGACUCCAUACCGGAGCAUUACUACACCAGAAGACAUUUUUGUACGUAUCUCCAGUUAAAGAGGUCAUGUCAGUUCACAAGAAUUACCAUAUUAUGUGAAAUUUGGUGAAAUUACUACACGUUUGAACAGGAAGAUUUCUGUGUAUGCAUUGACAUUGAAAAGGUUUAGUUUGUUGAGUGCUUUCCUUAUUUAAAAGAAACACUUAUUUUCUAUGGCAUUUCAUGCCAACUUAAUGCCUGGUUGAACGAAUGUUGUUUGUGAGACAUUAUGAGUCUUCUUAUUGAAUUCGACUUUUUACUUCGAUACAUCAUCGAUUUUCUU